Molecule: messenger RNA, 1290 nt
Organism: Clunio marinus
Lineage: Eukaryota; Metazoa; Arthropoda; Insecta; Diptera; Chironomidae
Source: the annotation of a GenBank genome assembly
AUGAGUGUGUGUCGUUUAUGUGGAGACUUCAAAUGUUUUGAAGAGCUUCAAGAUAUUUAUGACAGUGAAUCAGACAUAAUAUUGAAGCUUAGAAAUACUUUGAAAGUUGAAUUGGAAUACAACAAAAUGCUUCCGAAUUCUGUUUGUUUAGAAUGUGUGAAUAAUUUAGAAAACUGUAAUAAGUUUUUAGAAUUGAUCUCAGCUGUUCAAACCAGGUUUGAAAUUGAGCUUCAACAACAACUACAAAUGUUUGAGUGCAAUUAUGAAGUACCAAAUGAUUCACAUGAAGUUGAAUUGAAAAACAUAGAAAUUAAAUUAGAAAAACUCAAUCCAAAUAAGAUUAAACAUUCCACUGCAAACAGACGAAGUACCAAACAGAAAAACCCACAAUCUACAAAAGAAAAUGUGUCGAAAAAACCAAACGAAUCGAAAAGUGAAAGCAUAGCGUCAAAGCCAAAACAACGCAGACGAAUUCGAGUUAAAAAGUACACACAUAUUGCAGAGAACUAUCAAAUGGCAAAUCUUUUCGAGAAUGAACUGGAAGGUCGAUUUGUCGUUCAACCGCAAGAUAUGGACAUUGGCAACCACCAAAAGACUGAAGACGGAAUUUUACCGGAUGAGAUGCUGGAAAAGUUGAAGGAAAUUAGCUGGAAAAAUUAUAAAUGGAAAUGUGAAGAAUGUCAGGAAUAUUUCGAGAAUGUAAUGGAUCUCGAAAUGCACAGUUUAAAGCUUCAUAAGAAGCGAGUUGUACUUGAUUGCUGUGCCCGAACUUUUCGAACUUAUGCCAAAUAUCUUUUCCACAUAACUGAGAAACAUCAGCCUGACCUCAAAUAUUGUUGCUUGAUUUGUUCAGAAUAUCGAACAAGUUUUCUUCAUCUUUAUCGACAUAUAGAGUCUGCUCAUUCAAAUUACAAAAUUUUAAUUUGUUUGUAUUGCGGACAAUUUCAUUAUGAUUGUUACAUGCUCUUCAGACAUAUUGAUGAGAAACAUGUUCCGCUGCCGCUUUUGUAUCAUUGCGAUUUAUGUGGGGAAAGCUUUUCCAGAAGAGAUAAAAUUAUUAGGCACAUGACAUUAAUUCAUACAAAAGACAAACAGAUCAAGCAAAAAACUUACAUGUGUGAAAUUUGCGCUUCAAAUUUUCGUAACUCUUACGAUUUAAGAAAUCAUCAAAAAAGUUCACAUAGCAACAUAUCUGAAGAAGUUUGUUCAUAUUGUGGAAAGGCAAGUCACCUUUACAAAUAUUCCAUUAGAAAUAAUUUGUUUACCAACAUUUAUUCCACAGAUGUAUAA